Molecule: messenger RNA, 486 nt
Organism: Colletotrichum gloeosporioides
Lineage: Eukaryota; Fungi; Ascomycota; Sordariomycetes; Glomerellales; Glomerellaceae
Exons: 1
Coding region: 1-486 (161 amino acids)
Source: RefSeq, a predicted model, not a curated record
AUGAAUGCAGGGACCACAGAGCAUUCCAAGUCCGACGACACUUUGAGCGAAGAUGCCGCGAGAGCCAUCGGAGAUGUCCUAAAUCUGGGAUAUGAGAAAUACAGCAGCGGGUUGCCAACAACGCCGCCCCGGUUUGUUGCCUUGGGCACUCUGGGGGUUGAUAGCGCUUUCUGGGCGACCUCCGAUCCGACUGCUAUCAAGUUGAGACGUAGCUGCCGGUGGUUUUACGACAAUUCCUUCCACAAGGAUCUGUACGGGAUGGAAAAGUUUGUGGCUAUCGAACUUGGUGAGCUUUGCCGCAACACGUUGGUUGUCCGACCUGGGUUCCUCACCGACGACGACCCAAAGGUUUUCAUCGUCCACAUCGGUACCGUGAUGAGCCCGCCAUCAGGUUUUACCAUUAGCAGAACGACUUUAGGCGAGUGGCUGUUCCGGCAUGGCAUUUUUGGCAACUUGCAAGGCAUCAUCAGUAUCACCGGCUCUUGA